CCGGUGUUUUAUUUUAACAUAUUAAGUUUUUGUAAACAAUUUUAUGAAAAACGUGGUAAAGUGUUUGAAAAUGUCUUUAAAAUACAUUGAUAUUGGUGCUAAUCUAACAGAUCCCAUGUUUCGUGGCCUAUAUGGGGGCUCACAGAAACACCAGGAUGACCUGGAACUAGUUUUAAAGCGCUCAUGGACGCAAGGAUUACAAAAAAUGAUUAUCACGGUGGGCACUUUAAAUGAAGCGGACGAAGCAUUGUCCUUGGCACAAAAAGAUGAUCGACUUUAUAUCACCAUGGGAUGUCAUCCAACUCGCUGUGGCGAAUUUCUGCCUAAUCCGGAACAAUAUUACGAAGGACUGAAGGCAAAAAUUAACCAAAAUUCCUCAAAAAUAAUUGCAAUUGGUGAAUGUGGCUUGGAUUAUGAUCGUUUGCAUUUUUGUGAAAAGGAAACACAAAAAACCUAUUUCGAAAAACAAUUGUCCUUAGCUGAGGAAUUUAGGUUACCUCUCUUUCUUCACUGUCGUAAUUCCCAUGACGAUUUUAUAGAAAUAUUGAGAAGAAACAAAUCCAAACUGGAUUCCUGUGGCGGUGGCGUAGUGCAUAGUUUUACCGGCACUUUAGAAGAAGCUCAAGAUGUGAUUGAUUUCCAUCCAAACUUGUAUAUUGGACUAAACGGCUGUUCACUAAAGACUGAAGAAAACCUCAAUGUGGUACGUCAACUGCCUAAUGAUCGAAUAUUGCUGGAAACUGAUUGUCCUUGGUGUGGCAUAAGGCCUUCGCAUGCUGGCCAAAAGUUUGUGCAAACUAAAUUUCCCACCGUCAAGAAGAAGGAAAAAUGGACUGCGGAAUCGUUAAUUGAUGGUCGUUGCGAACCCUGCCAAAUAAGCCAAGUACUCGAAGUUAUAGCUGGUGUUAAGCAGGAAAAUGUUGAAAGUUUGGCAGAUGUUUUCUAUAAAAAUACAAUUAAAAUUUUCUUUUCAAAAGAAAAGUAAAGAACUUGACCGUUAUAGUAAAAAUCUAUGAUAACCCCAAGGUUGUCUUUUGUUAAAUUGAAA
Stomoxys calcitrans (stable fly) is the source of this 1048-nucleotide messenger RNA. RefSeq names its product deoxyribonuclease TATDN1. The record is from RefSeq and is a predicted model, not a curated record. The transcript is spliced from 4 exons. NCBI's taxonomy places the organism in Eukaryota, Metazoa, Arthropoda, Insecta, Diptera, Muscidae. Gene Ontology annotation, cellular component: cytosol. Gene Ontology annotation, molecular function: 3'-5'-DNA exonuclease activity. Bases 44 to 985 code for a protein of 313 amino acids.